This is a messenger RNA of Medioppia subpectinata, 792 nucleotides long. The record is from the annotation of a GenBank genome assembly. Lineage: Eukaryota; Metazoa; Arthropoda; Arachnida; Sarcoptiformes; Oppiidae.
AAGUACGUGAAUUGCCAUAAAUUACGGCCAAAAAUGUUUGCAUUUUUUACAUAAAAACGUGUUUUUGUUUACACUUUGAAAUCGUGUCGUAAUUAUCGGUCACUUAAUUGUCGCCAAAUUAAUGACAAUUUAGUGAUAAUUAAGUGAGAAGUAUAGCCAUUAGAUCCCAAUCCACGCCACCAUAUCAUCAGACAAUGCCAUCGUAUGAGCUAUUCUUCAUCACAAAGCGUUUAAGUAAAAAAGAGUUGGUGUCGUGUCUGAAGAGGACGGGAGAACUGAUACUCAACUCUUCGGGUAUACUCCGGAAGUUGGAAAAUCUGGGCACUCGUCAGUUGCCGUUCAAACUCCGGACACCUGUUCCCGGAUCCAAGAGAUACGCGUCCGGAAAUUUCUUCCUCUUCCACUGCGAUGUCCCGCCACUCACUAUAUAUAAGAUACACGAAAGCCUACGAAUGGACACCGAUAUCAUGAAAGUGCGGUACACAACGAAAGACACUAAAAUACCCGACGAUUACGAGUGUACGCUCGAGGAGGAGCUCAAACCGCCGGCACUCAGGCCUAGCGUUCAAAUGCUUGUCAAGCAAAACGAGGAACGGAUCAAGAAGUCAAAGCUAACCCCAACAGUGGAUUAGCUUUAAAAAUAAUUCAAUAGAUAGUGUUGUGUUGUUUUCCAUUUAUAUAUUUAAUUAUUAGAAAAUUUACAAUAAAAAUAAUUAUUAUGUAAUUUUAUUUCACAUUUGUGUAGAAAAUAUUUUAGUGUAAAAUAAUUGUUUGUAUUUUUUUGGGGGGAAA